Messenger RNA from Telopea speciosissima, 822 nucleotides. RefSeq lists its product as uncharacterized. The record is from RefSeq and is a predicted model, not a curated record. Gene Ontology annotation, cellular component: nucleus. Lineage: Eukaryota; Viridiplantae; Streptophyta; Magnoliopsida; Proteales; Proteaceae. Gene Ontology annotation, molecular function: catalytic activity. Gene Ontology annotation, biological process: chromatin remodeling. The coding region runs from base 1 to 822 and encodes 273 amino acids. The transcript has a single exon.
AUGUCCUUUACUACUAAUCUUGUUUGUAAGCAUAGGAUUAGAUUUGCAUCCUGGAACAUCGGAUCUUUGACGGGUAAAAGUUUGGAGCUGAUAGAUGUUAUGAGGAGAAGAAGAAUUAAUGUUGCAUGUAUCCAAAAAACAAGAUGGAAGGGCCACAAAGCCAAGGCGCUAGAUGACUUCAAACUAUGGUACUUGGGAGACGAAAGCGGGAGAGGUGGAGUGGGCAUAGUUGUGGACAAAGACCUUAAGAACGAAGUAGUAGACAUUAAAAGAUUUGGAGAUAGGAUCCUGUCUAUCAAGUUGGUGCUAGACAACGAGGUUAUCAACAUAGUUAGCGCGUAUGCGCCGCAGGCAGGAUUAGAUGAGAGUUUUAAAUUACAAUUUUGGGAACACAUGGAUGGUUUAGUGCAAGGUUUUGGUCAGGGAGAGAAAAUUGUUAUUGGAGGUGAUCUUAAUGGACUUGUAGGCAGAGAUCGUAGAGGCUAUGAAGAGAUUCACGAAGGAUAUGGAGUUGGGGAGAGGAAUGAAGAGGGGAUAUCAGUGCUAGACUUUGCUAUAGCAUUUGACCUGUGUAUUGCAAAUACCUUUUUUAAAAAGAGAGAUGAACAUUUAAUUACUUACAAGAGUGGACAACAUGCAAGCCAAAUAGAUUUCUUCCUAACCAAAAGGUCUGACAGGCUAUUAUGUAAGGAUUGUAAGGUUAUACCUGGAGAGAGUUUAACCACCCAACAUAGACUGGUGGUCUUGGAUAUGUAUCCUGGUACGAGGCAACGUAAGAAGGAGAAACAGGUUUGUCCUAAGAUAAGAUGGGGCCGGUUAUAA